AUGGAUGAACCACCUUCACGGUUGCUAAAGUCAAGGAUUCCAAGAAAGACCAUCCUGUACCCAUUCAGAUAUAGCAGCAAAUAUAACAUUAAUGACCCUCAUUGUCCUCUUCGAAAGGGAAUCAUUUGUUAUCACCGGCACGGCACGAUAUUCGAGCACAACAUCCAUUCCUCUGGAAAACAUGAGCCACGAAUCAUUGUCCCGAGUUAUACGUCGUGGAGUUUAAGGAACAUGUCCUUCGUCCCCGUCAAAGGCAAUCGGAUCCUACUACUCGCAAAGUACUGGGACUGGGCCUUGAACUGGGAUAUCAAGUCAAGCUAUCUACACCUAUCAAUCCACGAAAUCCGCUCUGAUCUUCGUGUUGGUCCUGAGGCUCUGUGGUCUUUUAACGGUAGCGUUGAUGGUCGCUUCGAUAUUCGUCAUUUGGAGCUGAUAAAAUCCACCGAAAAUGAAUUGGGAAUUACUUUUUGGGUUCGAUUUGUCGACCAUUGGAAGCUGUUCAACAUAUCUACUUCUGAAACUGACACCUCGAAUAAUUUUCCUCUAAUUGAGUCGGGGAGAAUAGGUUUUGAUCCAAAGUUCAAGUUGUGGUCGCUAUACGAUGAGCCUCCCUUCAUACUAUCCCCUGACACGCGCAUUCUCCUAAACAUGGAUGUGGAAACCGGGCGAGACAACGAAACGAUUGACAUUCACUAUCUGGAUCUUGGUGCUGCAAACUUUUCCUUCGUCACCCGCAUGUCUAUUCCCUGUCUCGCAGUAAGAGAAGGUGGAGUUCAGAUACCAGAACUUGCAUUUUCCGCCGAUGGGUCCAAGUUUGCCAUGGGUAUGCCUCUUGACGGAGUGUCUGUUUGGAACAUCCGAAGCAAAGUUCCUUUGUGGACAUUCACGGAACCCCCCCAGCCCAAGGCCAUUCGCCAGCAUCUACGAUAUCCUCAAUUUAGCAGUGGAAAUUUAGGAAAAAAAAUUCUGGUAUUUGUAGAGUGGUCUGAAUCCUUAGCACGAUAG
Laccaria bicolor S238N-H82 is the source of this 1005-nucleotide messenger RNA. RefSeq lists its product as uncharacterized. The transcript is spliced from 5 exons. The record is from RefSeq and is a predicted model, not a curated record. NCBI's taxonomy places the organism in Eukaryota, Fungi, Basidiomycota, Agaricomycetes, Agaricales, Hydnangiaceae. The coding region runs from base 1 to 1005 and encodes 334 amino acids.